AUGAUCUUGAAAUAUGCAAACGAGGGUAAUUUACGUGAUUACUUAAAAAGUAAAAAAAAAUCUCUUAAAUGGGAGGAUAAACAUCGAAUGUGCUUUGAGAUUGCUAAAGGAUUACGUUGUUUACAUUCUGAGGAAAUCAUUCAUAAAGAUUUACAUUCGAAGAAUAUUUUAAUUGACAAUGGUAGAAUGAUGAUCGCAGAUCUCGGUCUUUCUCGAAGACUAGAUGAAACAUUAUCAACAUCAGGGCAUCGUGGAAUAUGUAAAGAUCAUAAUCCGGAUCAACGUCCGGAUAUUGAAGAAAUAAUUGAAAUUUUAGAAAAAAUAAUUCCUUCUCGAUCACAAGAAAUUCCAAACAUUGAAGAAUCUUUGGUUUCUGACGAAGAUGAAAAACCAUAUACUGAAAGUCAUUCCAAUAGUAAUAGUCAAUUACAUUUACCAGAUAAAUUAAUUAAAUUAUAUGAAGAUCAUAUUAAAAUAGGUUCCAAUAAAACGGAAAAAAAAUAUUCGAAAUGGAUUAAAAAUCAUUCAUUAGAAAGUUUAGAAAUCAUGUUUAAUUACCUUAAAGAUAAUAAAGAUUUCCCUCGAAGGGAAUUAUUAAUUGGACAAUUUUAUGAGAAUGGUUUUGGAAUUACCGGAAAUAGUAAAGAAGCUUUUAAAUAUUUUAAGAAAGCUAGUAGUAAAAAAGGUGAUACGAUAGGACAUUAUAAAGUUGGAUAUUGUUAUUAUAAAGAUUUUGCGGGAUUAACGGGUAUAGCGAAUUAUAUGUUGGGAGUAAUGUAUGCUAAUGGGCAUGGUAUAGAUAAAGAUAUUUCCGAAGCAUUUAGACUUUUUAAAGAAGCUGCGAAAUCUGGUUAUGUACCAGCUCAAUAUUGGUUGGCGGAUUUUUAUUAUGAAGGGACUGGAACGGAAAAAAAUUCAGAAAAAGCUCAAAAGUGGUAUCAAAAAUGUUAUGAUAAUGGAGAUUAUAAAGAUGCAGGAGAAAAAAUUGAUUCUUUACGUAACAUCGGAUGA
Molecule: messenger RNA, 1011 nt
Organism: Diversispora eburnea
Lineage: Eukaryota; Fungi; Glomeromycota; Glomeromycetes; Diversisporales; Diversisporaceae
Source: the annotation of a GenBank genome assembly